Molecule: messenger RNA, 9410 nt
Organism: Podarcis muralis (Common wall lizard)
Lineage: Eukaryota; Metazoa; Chordata; Lepidosauria; Squamata; Lacertidae
Gene: COL5A1
Product: collagen type V alpha 1 chain
Biological process (GO): extracellular matrix organization
Molecular function (GO): extracellular matrix structural constituent conferring tensile strength
Source: RefSeq, a predicted model, not a curated record
UAAGAGGAGAAAGAGGAGAAGGAGGAAAGAAAAAAGUUUCACUCCCAGAUCAGAGAAGGGAAAGGGGAACAUCACGGUGUAGAAAGUCAUCUCCGGAAGGCAGAUCAAGCAGAGGGCCACUGGCAGAGGUGGAAGAGGACAGCAGUGGGCUCCCUUAAGGAAAGAAAGGAACGGCCGAUCUUCCAAGCAAAGCAGCCACCAAGCAAACUUUUUGCAGACUUUUUGGAGAAGAGGCAGAGCAGCUGGAAGGAGACGUCCAGUCUCCUCCUCUUCCAUCCCAAGCAUCCAAACUCAUGGCUUCGUAAAGAGAACAUUCCUUUGGGGGGUGGGGAGGGAUAUAUAUUAAAAGAAAGAAAGAAUAUUCCACCAGGCUUGAGGCUGCGUCUUUUGCACAAGCAAAAUAAUAAUUAUCCCUGUUUUGUCUCGGUGGACGAUGGAUACUCACACAAGAUGGAAAAGGAGGACUUGGGUGAUGAGGUCCAUUCACCCUUGGAGUCUAGUAAUGUGUCUUCUCUAUUCAGUAGCCCAGAGCCACGCAGCUGAACCUGCAGAUCUCUUGAAGGUAUUAGAUUUUCACAACUUACCCGAUGGCAUAUCGAAAACAACAGGUUUCUGCACAAGCAGGAGGUCUUCGAAAGGCGCAGAUGUGGCAUACCGUGUGACCAAGGACGCACAGCUGAGUGCCCCAACUAGGCAGCUCUACCCUGCCUCUCCAUUCCCUGAAGACUUCUCGAUCCUAACCACUGUAAAAGCAAAGAAAGGGGGCCAGUCCUUCUUGGUGUCUAUCUACAAUGAGCAAGGCAUACAGCAGAUUGGUGUGGAGAUUGGGAGGUCUCCCGUAUUCCUAUACGAGGACCACACAGGGAAACCAGGCCCUGAGGACUACCCUCUCUUCCGGGGCAUCAACCUCUCAGAUGGCAAGUGGCAUCGGAUAGCUAUCAGUGUCCACAAGAAGAACGUUACCUUGAUAUUGGAUUGUAAAAAGAAGGUUACAAAGUUUUUGGACCGGAGUGACCAUCCCAUCAUCGAUGUCAAUGGCAUUAUUGUGUUUGGAACAAGGAUCUUGGAUGAAGAAGUAUUUGAGGGUGACAUCCAGCAGCUCUUCGUGGUAGCAGACCACCGAGCAGCCUACGACUAUUGUGAGCACUACAGCCCAGAUUGUGACACAGCUGUCCCAGAUACGCCGCAGUCCCAGGACCCAAACCCUGAUGAAUACUACCCAGAUGGAGAUGGGAACCUCGAAGUGGAAGGAGAAACUUACUACUAUGAAUAUCCCUACUAUGAGGACACAGAUGACACAGGCAAAGUGGUACCACCUACAACCCCAACUACAGAUACUGAAGAAGUGGCACGGGAAACGGCUGAAACCACUGAGGAACUUGCCCCUCCAUCUACAGCAUCCCCACCCAUUGUGGAGAGAACUCAAGAGGAGACCACGGUGAAAGAAAGGGUAGAGAAUCCACUGGUGGAUGAAUAUAAUUAUGGAACCAUAAUUGAUGAAUAUUACACUCCACUCCCUGAUGAAGAUAUCAGCUAUGAUGACCUUGAUAAGCUCCCAGAGGGCGGCGUCGAGGUGGAGGUCCCCACCAGCACAGUGAUCACCCUCAACGGAACCAAUGAUGCAGAACAAGGGCGUGAAGGAGGAGAAGACCCCAACAAGGACUUCACGGAGGAGACCCUCACAGAGUAUGAAGAUGGGUACUAUUACGGCAACUAUGACCGGACAGACUCUCCAGACAUUGGACCCGGCAUGCCUGCUAACCAGGACACGAUUUAUGAAGGGAUUGGUGGGCCACGAGGUGAAAAGGGACAGAAAGGGGAGCCAGCCAUAAUUGAACCGGGGAUGCUCAUUGAGGGCCCAUCUGGGCCAGAAGGACCAGCGGGUCUUCCAGGUCCUCCAGGUACGACUGGUCCAAUGGGUCAAGUUGGAGAUCCUGGCGAAAGGGGGCCUCCUGGACGAGCAGGCCUGCCUGGGGCAGAUGGUUUGCCAGGACCUCCUGGGACUAUGUUGAUGCUGCCGUUUCGGUUCAGCGGGGGAGGUGAUAGCGGCUCAAAAGGCCCCAUGGUGUCUGCUCAAGAGUCCCAGGCGCAAGCCAUCCUCCAACAAGCCCGGUUGGCGCUGAGAGGACCAGCAGGCCCAAUGGGUCUUACUGGAAGGCCAGGCCCCAUGGGACCCCCAGGCAGUGGAGGCAUAAAAGGUGAAUCAGGAGACAUGGGACCGCAGGGACCACGAGGUGUACAAGGACCUCCAGGCCCAUCGGGGAAACCAGGACGACGAGGACGUGCUGGAAGCGACGGCGCUCGAGGGAUGCCUGGCCAGACUGGGCCAAAGGGUGACCGAGGUUUCGAUGGUCUCGCUGGAUUGCCAGGGGAGAAAGGCCACAGGGGUGAACCAGGCCCUUCAGGACCCCCAGGAGCCCCUGGAGAAGAUGGCGAGAGGGGUGACGAUGGUGAAGUUGGACCCAGAGGUCUCCCUGGCGAACCCGGACCCCGUGGUUUGCUGGGACCCAAGGGACCUCCAGGACCCCCAGGACCUCCAGGCAUAGCUGGCAUGGAUGGGCAGACGGGUCCCAAAGGGAGUGUGGGUCCUCAAGGUGAGCCGGGACCCCCAGGUCAACAAGGAACUCCAGGUGCUCAGGGUCUUCCUGGUCCUCAAGGUGCAAUCGGUCCACCCGGAGACAAAGGUCCACUGGGGAAACCUGGACUUCCCGGUAUGCCUGGAGCAGACGGUCCCCCGGGUCACCCUGGCAAGGAAGGUCCACCUGGUGAGAAGGGAAGUCAGGGUCCAGCUGGCCCCCAGGGCCCAAUUGGAUAUCCUGGCCCUCGUGGUGUAAAGGGAGCUGACGGCAUCCGUGGCUUGAAAGGAACCAAGGGGGAGAAGGGUGAAGAUGGCUUCCCAGGUUUCAAGGGCGACAUGGGCAUCAAAGGAGACAGGGGGGAAAUUGGACCCCCAGGUCCACGAGGCGAAGAUGGCCCUGAAGGACCAAAGGGUCGUGGAGGCCCCAACGGCGACCCUGGUCCUCUGGGCCCUGCAGGAGAAAAAGGCAAGCUUGGCGUUCCUGGGUUACCGGGAUAUCCUGGGAGACUUGGCCCCAAGGGCUCCAUUGGAUUUCCAGGGUUUCCAGGAGCAAAUGGUGAGAAAGGAGGAAGGGGUACUCCUGGUAAACCUGGACCAAGAGGACAGCGGGGCCCCACGGGUCCCAGAGGAGAACGUGGUCAGAGAGGCAUCACCGGAAAACCAGGACCCAAGGGCAACUCUGGCGGUGAUGGGCCCCCUGGUCCUCCAGGCGAAAGGGGUCCUCCAGGGCCCCAAGGACCUACUGGCUUUCCUGGACCCAAAGGCCCUCCAGGCCCACCAGGAAAGGAUGGGUUGCCAGGACAUCCUGGGCAGAGAGGUGAAACUGGUUUCCAAGGCAAGACAGGUCCCCCUGGGCCUCCGGGAGUUGUCGGUCCUCAGGGUCCUACUGGGGAAACUGGUCCAAUGGGUGAGCGUGGCCAUCCAGGACCCCCUGGACCUCCAGGUGAACAAGGACUUCCUGGGUUAGCUGGAAAGGAAGGAACAAAGGGUGACCCGGGUCCCGCUGGCCUUCCUGGAAAAGAUGGUCCAUCUGGUCUGAGAGGAUUCCCAGGAGAUAGGGGUCUUCCUGGUCCAAUCGGACCUGUGGGAUUGAAGGGCAAUGAAGGACCUCCUGGACCCCCAGGCCCAGCAGGCUCUCCUGGUGAGCGAGGUCCUGCUGGCUCAGCCGGCCCCAUCGGUCUGCCAGGGCGGCCUGGACCACAAGGGCCACCUGGCCCUGCUGGUGAGAAAGGGACCCCGGGUGAAAAAGGCCCUCAAGGACCAGCUGGUCGUGAUGGUAUCCAAGGUCCAGUUGGGCUACCUGGCCCAGCAGGGCCUGUUGGACCACCAGGGGAAGAUGGAGACAAGGGUGAAAUUGGUGAACCAGGACAGAAGGGAAGUAAAGGUGACAAAGGGGAACAGGGUCCACCAGGCCCUACUGGUCCACAGGGCCCAAUUGGUCAACCAGGUCCAGCUGGAGCUGAUGGUGAGCCUGGCCCUCGAGGACAGCAGGGUCUCUUUGGUCAGAAAGGGGACGAAGGACCAAGAGGAUUCCCUGGCCCUCCAGGACCUGUGGGGUUGCAGGGCUUACCAGGACCUCCUGGUGAGAAGGGCGAAACAGGCGAUGUUGGCCAAAUGGGUCCUCCAGGGCCUCCAGGGCCGAGGGGUCCAUCUGGGGCCCCAGGAGCGGAUGGGCCUCAAGGUCCACCAGGUGGGAUUGGAAAUCCUGGAUCUGUUGGCGAGAAGGGUGAACCUGGAGAAUCUGGAGAACCUGGCUUGCCUGGAGACGGUGGACCCCCGGGUCCUAAAGGCGAGAGAGGGGAAAAGGGAGAAGCAGGCCCCUCAGGUGCUGCUGGCCCCGCAGGACCCAAAGGCCCCCCGGGUGAUGAUGGACCCAAAGGUAGCCCUGGUCCGGUUGGUUUUCCUGGUGAUCCGGGACCUCCAGGCGAACCUGGCCCAGCCGGCCAAGAUGGUCCACCAGGUGAUAAAGGAGAUGAUGGAGAACCCGGUCAGACUGGCUCUCCUGGUCCAACUGGAGAACCAGGUCCUUCAGGUCCACCAGGGAAAAGGGGCCCACCUGGGCCAGCGGGUCCUGAAGGCCGACAAGGAGAGAAAGGUGCCAAGGGUGAAUCAGGCUUGGAGGGACCUCCUGGGAAAACGGGGCCUGUUGGCCCUCAGGGACCACCAGGAAAGCCUGGUCCAGAUGGACUUCGAGGGAUCCCUGGCCCAGUGGGUGAGCAAGGACUUCCCGGUGCUCCAGGCCCAGAUGGACCUCCAGGACCACUGGGACCGCCUGGUUUACCUGGCUUGAAAGGCGAUUCUGGUCCAAAGGGAGAAAAGGGUCAUCCAGGUCUGAUUGGUCUGAUUGGGCCCCCUGGUGAGCAAGGUGAAAAGGGAGACCGAGGCCUUCCGGGCCCUCAAGGAGGAUCAGGGCCUAAAGGAGAACAGGGUAUAACAGGUCCGUCUGGUCCAAUUGGGCCUCCUGGUCCUCCAGGUUUACCGGGUCCCCCUGGUCCAAAAGGUGCUAAAGGAUCAUCGGGUCCAACAGGUCCAAAAGGGGAAACGGGUCACCCUGGGCCACCAGGGCCUCCUGGUCCUCCAGGGGAAGUGAUCCAACCACUUCCCAUCCAGUCUUCCAAGAGGACCCGGCGGAACAUUGACGCCAGCCAGUUGGUCAACGAAGGCAAUGCUGACAACUACAUGGACUACGCUGACGGCAUGGAGGAGAUCUUUGGCUCCUUGAACUCUCUGAAACUGGAAAUUGAGCAGAUGAAGCACCCGCUGGGCACUCAGCACAACCCAGCUCGCACCUGCAAAGAUCUGCAACUCUGUCAUCCGGAUUUCCCAGACGGUGAAUACUGGGUAGAUCCUAAUCAAGGUUGUUCCAGGGAUUCCUUCAAAGUUUACUGUAAUUUCACCGCUGGUGGGGAGACCUGCAUCUUCCCAGAUAAGAAGUCAGAAGGGGCCAGGAUUACCACAUGGCCCAAGGAAAACCCAGGCUCCUGGUUCAGUGAAUUCAAGCGUGGUAAACUGCUCUCCUAUGUUGAUUCCGAUGGCAACCCCAUUGGCGUGGUGCAGAUGACCUUCCUGAGGCUCCUGAGUGCUUCCGCCCACCAGAACCUCACCUACAAUUGCUUCCAGUCGGUGGCCUGGCACGACGCCACGGCUGGCAACUAUGACAAGGCCAUCCGCUUCCUGGGCUCCAAUGACGAGGAGAUGUCCUAUGACAACAACCCCUUCAUCAGGGCUGUCCUGGAUGGCUGUGCAGCAAAGAAAGGCUACCAGAAGACGGUCUUGGAAAUCAACACCCCCAAAGUGGAGCAGGUCCCCAUUGUCGACAUCAUGUUCAACGACUUUGGAGAAGCAUCGCAGAAGUUUGGGUUCGAGGUGGGACCAGCUUGCUUCAUGGGCUAAGGGACCACUCAGAAAACUAGUUCUCCAAAAUGAGCAACCUCGUAACCUCAUCGCGCCUUCGGUUUUUGGUUCCAUUUUUGUGUCAUCGUCACAUGCACGUUCUAAAACUGGACAGUUUGAUGGGAUUGCUAUCUAUUUGGGUUUUUCUUUCCUCCCCCCGCUUCUGUUUUGCCUGCGCUCCAACUCUGCCGCUGGAUCACCCUUCCCAAACCAUUUUUAAGCCCCAGGAUCAUCAUUCCCACUGCAGACUCCAGAAUCACAUGACCUAAGGACAUCCACUACCAGCAAAGGCCAUCUCUCCAAAAACCCUCUUGCUCUGCAUCUCCUCUGAGGCCACCAAAGAGUUUCCUGCACUUGAACAUACAGCUGUUGUUUCAACACACUGAGACCACAAAACCAGGUCUUGUUCUUCCGUAAUUUUGACAACCUUGCCAAAGCUGGGGGAAGACCAGGUACUGUGGAUCGUUAAAGUUCCCCAUCUCUUGGAAGGUUCUGGAAAAAUCCCACAGAAAACUAUUCUCCGGGCGUGACACAACAACUCACUUGUCCUCGGCAUAGGAGCGUAGACUUAGGAUGCUCCAGAAUCCUCCCAGGUCAGAUUACCAGACCGCUGGUGUUUCAAACAGAACUCAUAUGGAAUAAACUUUUUUUUUUAAUUGCUUUUUGUAAAACUUUGAUCCUAAAAGUUACAACUGAAACCAAUAACAGGAAAGAAAACUUUUCCCAGGUUCUGACUGUCUUCCCCAUAUGAUAAAGGUGCUUCUAUUUUUGUAUGUUGUUAAGUAAAUAUUUGUAUAUUAUUAUAUUAAAUAUAAAAUGCCUCUGGUUCAAAGCAUGCAUGUGACUUGCCCCAUGUCCCUGAUUGAUAAUUUAACGAGCCCACAUUUCUUACCAGCAAACCAGCCCAUCUGAUGAAAAACACCAGUCCAGGAGGCAUAAAAUCAUGUAGAGUUGGAAGGCACCCCAAGGGUCAACUAGUCCAGCCUCCUGCAACCCAGGCAAUGAAUUGCUGUUGCAGUUCCCUCCCUGCACCCGUGGGGUGGGUGCACCUGGUAAAAACAUUCAGGCACUUUGAGCCUUAUGCAUAAACACAGAUGUAAGGCUGCACUUGAGUUUCUCCUCCUUACUCCUGAGUAAGCGUGUCUUCCAGGAUUUUACCCUUACUUCUGACUAAGCUGGUGCUUUCUCUAUUGAUAAUUACACAAUCAAUAUACACAGUAUUCCUCAUGUGCCUGAGUGGUUUUACUUUUGAAAUGGUGGGGAGGUGAUCAGAUAAACCAUGCCGCAGCUCUCCAAAGGAAAAGAGACCCUGAGGAAUGUCAGGAUUGUGUGUGUGUUUUUAAUUAACAAUGCAUAUUGUUAUACUGGAAAUCCAUGACUCUGCUGAAAAAAGAAAAAGAAAGUGCCUUUGUCAGCUCUGACAAGUAGUACAGACUUGGGGUCAGCUGUCACUCCAUUUGAUUUCAAGGUACAGGUUUCAUUUUUAAAAAAAUAUAUAUUCCCCCCCAAACUAAAAGCCUCUUCCCCCUCCCCAAAAUUCCACCUCCUCCCUCAUUGGAGGAUUGUACAUGGCAGGGAUCUCCAUUAUUAUUUUUACUUUAAAAAUAAUUAAAAAAAAUAAUAAAAACACAGGUGCUUAUAUUUUUUAUUAUUAUUAUUUACAUUUUCUCUUUUUUUGUUGGUGCUAUCUCUGACGACGACACUGGUGGACACCCCCCUGCCAUUUACCUCCCUCCAAGGCUCAUUUAAUGAUGUUCUGAUUGAGCACCUUUCCAGCACCCCAUUCUACCCCCCCUCUCGACCCCCACCCCAUCCACAGUCUUGAAUGGAGUUGCAUGCUAGUCUAAUUAUUUCAAUGCAUAGACCAGCCCACUUCUGUAGAAAAGUAUUAAAGCUGUGCUUGCUUGCGGGGAGGGGUUUUUUUUGUUUUGUUUUGUUUUUCCUUUUGUAACAAAUAGAAUAUUCAUGCAUUUUUAUAGGAUGAUUAACUAUGCCAGAUUUGUACUCGUGCGCUGAAUAUUUGUGGUGCUAAUUUAUGUAUUUGUUUGAUGUCCUGAAGUCAAGCUUGCCCCCGCAACCCAAAACAACUGCAUUGCAACAGCAAUAAGAGAUGGUGUGAUCCUGUGUGCCUUUUAACUACAGACCACUGAGGAAGGGGAGGGCAGAAGCUUGCUAGCAAUAAACUGUUUCAGUUGGGGCCUUCACUUUUUUUGUUUCUUCUCUCCAUGAGUUGGGUGAGUGGUACUCCGAAAGAAGGAAAAUAAGAAGCAGUGCACUUUUGCCAAAGACCCCUGUCCAAGGAGGUCAAUUGGAGGUCAGUCUUUGCAAAGGAAAAUACAUCAUGUAUACUGUGAACAGGAGCCUUUAUAUGAUGUAUUUUCCUAUUUUUUAAAUGAACCAAGGGGACAGGGCCCUGAGGUGCUCCAUGGUGCUUUCUAGUUCAGACUCCAUUCAUAUUUGUACCAUAGAAUUCUCGGAGCAAGCUUGGAAACACACACCAGGGAUCCCUCAUUGAGAAGAUCUGGGAGAGCGAGGCAGCUUCCCUGGUGGAUAGAGAACUGCUAUCACAUAGCAUUCCUUGAGCUUCCCCCCAAAAUGCAACAGGUAGAGGCAGGAAUGCAUUAGCUUAAGGAUAACGACACCCUGAAAUGAACGAGCAAGCCUCCCUUCUCUCACCCCCUUUGGUUAAGGUGGUGUUUGACCCCAGAUUGCACUUUUGGUUCAUGGAUAUGAAGAGUCAGCCCCAAAAGGCUCAACUGGUGCCUAUGCAUUAGACCAUCCCUCUGCAACCUGGUGCCCUCAGGGCUACAAUUCCCAGACAUCUUGAGGGCACCAGGUUGUCAAAGGCAGUUUCUGAACAGCAUGGUGGACAUUCAGCCCCUUUGCAGCUGAUGGAUCAGGUUCCCCGACGGUUAUAAAGUUCGAGCCCUACAGUUCUAGAACAGCAUCUUUAGCCAAAAAGACAAUUUAGGAAUACCAUACCUUAUUUUUAUUUCCUUGCACCUUGAAAAAUGCUAGGAAAUCCAAAGGCUUGAGUGUUUGCACCUGCAAAAGAAAUGGCUUAUUAAUAUGGAUGGAUGGAGAUACCUACUAAGCACACCCACACACUUAGGUCAUGUGAUUCUGUUCUGCUAAUUUCUCUUCAAUGAAUCUUUAAUUCCCCCCCCCCCUUCUUUCUGUUGGGUGUUUCUGUCAAAAAAAAAUAAUCCUACCAAGUGUUGUAAAACUGUACUGAAGUUUUGACCCUUUUUCCUUCCUCCCCUCCCAGACCACUUACCUAACGGUAUAUUGCAAUAAAAAUUAUUCCUUGUAUUUGCAGACAUAUAUUUCUGUGUAAUUUUAUCCCCUCCCCUUUUCCUCUCUUAAUAUAUAUUAUGACUUGAACAAAUGUUGAUUGAGAAAAAAAAUAAACCUAUGAAAAAACAAAGUUUUAAAUACA